This is a messenger RNA of Trametes versicolor FP-101664 SS1, 314 nucleotides long. RefSeq lists its product as uncharacterized. The record is from RefSeq and is a predicted model, not a curated record. The annotation marks the transcript as partial. Lineage: Eukaryota; Fungi; Basidiomycota; Agaricomycetes; Polyporales; Polyporaceae. The transcript is spliced from 2 exons.
AUGCGGCUCCGCGCGCCCUUACAAGACGCGUACGGGGCCGCGAACACGGUGCUGGGGCUGCGCUUCUCAGCCGUGCCAUACGGCUCCUACAGCAACUCGUUCUCGAGCUCCUCGCCGGCGUCGCAGCCUGACGACUUCCCCUUCACUCCCUAUACGUCGUUCUCCUUGCUCCACUUCACCCACCAGCCGAUGCGCCCUCUUUCGGAAGACUCGCUCAUGUACUUCCAUCCGCAGGGGAUGCGUAACGACGACACCGACGCGCUGUUCGCCGCCUACCUCGACCCUCCCAUGGCGCCGCAGGACGAUUCGCCGAU